GCGAUGCUAAAUGGGGAUUUUAGGAGAUUUCUAGCUCCCAGUGUCGUGUGCGUAAACUCUUCAAUAGUUGGUUCUCAAGAGAAUUAAACUAAAUAGAAUCAAUGUUUUCUGGAAAUGGUGUGUAAAGAAGACGUUGUGACAUGGUUUAAAGAAUUAACUAGCCACAAACGUAUUGAUGUAAUGUGUACUUUGCUGAAUAUGUGCCUUCCAUUUGAACUACGGUUCCUUGGCACAUGUCUUGAGGACCUCGGUAAACGAGAUUUCCACGAUUUGAGGGAUGUAGAGAAUCGUGCGAAUAAUGUUUCGGAGUUGUCCGAUUUGCAGUGCUUUAGUGAUAAACGAACUCAAAGAAAAUUAGCCUUAUAUCUUGCGCUGUUGCAUUCGUGUAAUCAUGCAUGUUCCAAUGGCCUUUACAAGAUUUUAGCCAACUUUGAUUUUGGUGAAAUUAAUAACCUUACGAACAAUUCUUCCGAAGAAAAUCCUUUGGAUGAACUUUUGUUACUUUAUACCCUAGCUCUGAACCAUCCAGCUUUUACUUAUGAACAGAGAGCUAUGUUUGGAAAUAUUUUAGUGAAACUUCAAGAUGAAGAAAAUAAGUUAUAUGCAGCCAGACAUUCUGUCGGUAUAGGCCUAGUGUAUGUUAAGAAUCCCAUGCAGGCGUGUGUCCCUUGCCCUGCGUCUGAUGAGCAAGGGCAACUAGGACCUUGCACAGGCCUUACAAUGCCUCCUACUCACCCAGCAGCUGACUUGAAAGGCAGAAAUUCUCUCCCUCCAGGGCUCAAUCUCCCUCCGGGUCUGAGUCUGCCUCCGGAUCAUCAGAUGACUGCUACGAGUUAUGUGCAUGUUACAUUUCCAUCAGCUGGACACCAACAACUCCCUGCAGUGCAGUGGCAUGGGGCGCCGCUCAUGAUGACAAGCCUCUGCAGCACUCUGCCCAGUGAACUGCGGCGAAUGAGUGAUGAUGAGCUGAAGGAUUUGGGGCUGCCUGCGGGUGCCAUUCACCAGCUUCGAGCUAUAGUCACAAAGUUAAACAACACCAAUGGCAUCAGCACUCUUGACAAAAGGGAGCCAGGUCCUGUGGUGAACAGAAGAAAGCAGGAGAACAAUGCUGAUGAGGUGGCUGAGAGGAAGAACCAACAUGCCGCUCCAGUGCUGCAGCGGAUCAACCGCUUUCCCUUGGAAGGGGCGCCGAUGGUCUACCCUCCACCCUCCCUGCUGUCUGCACCUGCGGCACCUUGUUUCACUUGUUUUGUGCCGGUGACUUCGGCCCCAGGCCGAUACCCUCCACAACCACAACCGUACUGCUGUGUGGGGCAUGGUAUGCGCGGGUUGCGCAUAGACGAUUCAGCACGACACUGCUCCAACAGUAGUAGUGCCGCAUCAGACAGCUCGAGUGCCAGUCACUCUCCUCCAGACACACCAUCAAUGCCCACCACUCCUCAGUGGGAGAGAGUCUACCCUGGAAAGGAAAUUAACUUAGGUGAAAGGUGGAGCCCUGGAUGUGAAGAUCACACUGAGAAAGAUAGGAGAUUAACAGAGCCCACUGAGAAACCAGGAGGAGAAGAAACGAACAGUGGGGCCCCACCUUCACAACCACCUGGAGUACACGCUACCAAUAUCAGCGUUACCUCCUCAACUACUGCUAAUAACAACAACACCACUACCAGCAGCAAUAAUAACAGUAGCAGCAGUAGUAGUAGUACCAAUAGCAAUAGCAAUAACCGGCCAAGGGUCCCUGGUCUUGGAAGAGGUAAACCCACUCCACCUGGACUCCAAUUACCAAGAGGAAGGGGUCCAAAUCCUACAACGGUUAUCCUUGAGGGCAACCACAAGACACUGCCUAGCUGUCGAAGGGAAGGUCCUACAAUGAACGGUGCCCAGCCUCCCCCACGUACAUCUCAUCCUCCACCCACACCCCCUCAUGACGAUCGGAAAAUGUACUUUGUACCUUCUGAUAUGGCGCAUACUUACUCCACUGUAAAUUCUACCAGUCAGCCACCACCCCCACAAUACUCAGGAGGAACUUGUGGGAACAACCCUCAGCAUCGGCCGGCGGACAUGUCUGGCGGUAGCAGCAACGUGCCUUACUCCCCAGCCACUGCUGCUGCUUUCCUUCCCCACACCCACUUCAAUGCCCUGAGGUCAACAGGGUCCCUUUUCCCCAGCUUUGCUCACAGCAGCUACAUGAGGCCCUUUCCCUUUUCUCCUAAUGGUGAAUUAGUGUACCAGUACCAUGGACCUCAGACACCACCACCUCCCCCACCAACGGCAUUCAUACCAACACCAAUGGUGGCAGCAUUUUCACCUGUCGUUCCUCCGCCCAAGGUGUCCUGCUACAACUGUGGCAGUCAAAGUCAUCAUGCCAGUGACUGCAAAGACCCAACAAUGGAGGAAAUGACAAAGCCAGGCCAGUACCGGAUAGAUUACGUUCCAUACCAGAAACCAGGUGAAUGCUCGUCAGAGAAGUGACCUCAGCAGCUGCCUUACCAGAAGCUCGUUCCAGUGUUUCCUGCACCUGGACCGUGUCUGGUGAGCAAUGAGCCACGCCAUUUCCGUUCAUAUGUUUAUUGGAAACUGCUUCACACGGCGGCUAAAGGACGCUCUCAAGAAUUGUCGUGAUCCUCAAAAGUGAGGUGCUGAUUACAUAUUCUUAUUCUAGUACUUUUGAUUUACUGCUUCUUAUUUAUUCUCAGACUAUGCAAAGUUUGUUUUAUGAAGACUUGUAUCUGGUACAUUUCCGGUGUUCAUGCCAGCAAGCACGAGAGAGCUGUGUCUUUUUAAAGUUAUAAAAAUAUAUUAAUAUAUACAUAAAUAUAUAAAUAUAUAUAAACAAUAAUGUACAAAUUUGUGUAAAUGUAAUGUAUCAAUAGUGUGUAUGAUUUACAGUUGAGUUUUCUCAGUGCAAAUUGAAGCUGUGUGCAUCUACCGACCAAACUAACAAAAGAAAAAUAACUGUGUGUCCAGAGGUCAGCGUAGUGUUCCUUUGUACGAUACUGGUACUCUGUGCGUGGAUGUUUUCAUUUUGCCUAUAGGACCUUUUGUACAGGCUCUGGCAAAGUUUUGAGUGCCUCGCCCAAGAACCAUUGUUGAAUUUUUUUGUAAAUGCUGCUAGUGGGAAAUGAUAAGCAUUCUUUUUCCUUCAGUUUUUUAUAGCUGUCAGUUUAUAUGUAUUUUUUGUGUUUUACUAGCUUAACAGAAGUUUGCUUAUGUGUGAUAUGAGAUGAAUGAGCAAUAUUUCGCUUUAUCUUAACUUGACUGGAACUCUUGUAUAAUAGUAUUGUGUUUCGAAUUACUUUUGUAUAUUAUUUCCUUGAACUCAGCUGUUGUGAUCUUCUCAUUUCACCACUACAGCAACAGCUGUUUAUGCUAUGUCAAAAGUAGUCCUUCAUCUAUGAAAGGACUCAAAAACUCUAAAGCAGCUUUGCCAACAAUCAUAGGUUACAUGUAGCUCAUCCUUGUAGCAAAGCAGUUUGCAAUGCUUGCUCACUGUAAACUUGAAAGUUGUACUAAUCCUUCAUUGUGGUGAUUCAUUCUGAAGAAGCACAAAAUUUUAAAUACAUUUUAAUUCGAGUGAACUUUAUAUUUGAAUGCAUAUCAAUUAAAUUUUGACCAUUGCAACCUUUAUACAAAUUUUUUAGGACUUAAUGGAGGACAUUGAUACAUAUAGUGAUUUUGUUGGUAUAUUCUGAUGAUUUAAAAAUUUAUUAGGUACAAAUUUUGGUUGAUUUGUAUUGAGCUAUGGAAUGUGCAAGAAUGUUUUGUAUGUGCUGGACCAUUGAAUCUUUAAAAAAAGAAAAUAAAAAUGGAAUGGUCUUAUCAAAAUGAAUGCUUCCAAACCAUUAGGAGCAAUCAACUCACCAUAUUGUUAUCUGGAUACCCGUGUAAUGGGCUGCUUGAAGCCCUCAGUCAGUGUUUGUACAUAUAUAAAAAUGUUAAAAAACAAAAACAAAAUUAGAUUAAGAAUGUUUUUAAAUACAUGUGAUGUGUAUAUAUUAUAUAAUUAUUAUAUGCAGUUAAGUCAAAAAUUGAAAUAUAUUUGUAAAUUAAGUUGUAAUGAGUGAAAUCAUUUUACCUUUAUGUAUUAAAAAUAUUGAAAUAAAUAAUCUCAAAAACUGCCAA
Molecule: messenger RNA, 4119 nt
Organism: Gryllus bimaculatus (two-spotted cricket)
Lineage: Eukaryota; Metazoa; Arthropoda; Insecta; Orthoptera; Gryllidae
Source: the annotation of a GenBank genome assembly